AUGACCAAUAUUACUCCAACUGCGGACCCUGGCAUCAUCGAGCCAGGGGUCGAGUAUUGGGUCGAAUGGAUGUCCAUCGAAAGUCUGUGGAUCUUGUAUUCAAUUACAGGGUUCUGGGGACGGAACCAGGGCUGGAGAACGGUGGCCAUUUUUAACGGCCUCGUUCAUGUGGCGAUGGAAAACGUGAUCAGGAGGAAAGAGAUAUAUAACACCUCCUUUUUCGUGGUUUUCCUUCUUGGAAGAGUUAAAAUUGAUACGUCUCGCCACGGGUUGACCAGAGGAGCUCUUUUGCUCCUGUGGUUAGCGUUGGAUGCUGCAUCACUGUGGAUUGGCCCUGUAUUUUGGGCAACCAAAGCCUUGGAGGGCUUUACAGUGUGCUUGAUUUUACUGUGGCUGUAUACCCAAGUGACACAGCUGCGAGGAACCAAUGCGCCAUAUUGGGUGGUGAAGCUGCUGAGGCUCGUGGUUUGGGGCCUCGCGUGGGGAGUCUUGUCCGCCCUGUUCCUGACUGGAUUUACCACAGACCUACCGAUGGUUUGCCUGUUUCUGCUGUACGGAUACUUGUUUCCGAUUCCAGAACUGAAGGAUGGGCCUGAUGUUCCUGGACGCAAUCCGUCAUUUAGAAUUAGUCACAUUUACGAGGAGGUCCCGUUGCCCCGAGUAUAG
Messenger RNA from Knipowitschia caucasica, 666 nucleotides. The record is from the annotation of a GenBank genome assembly. Lineage: Eukaryota; Metazoa; Chordata; Actinopteri; Gobiiformes; Gobiidae.